Neopelma chrysocephalum (saffron-crested tyrant-manakin) is the source of this 1079-nucleotide messenger RNA. It is a transcript of the gene ASB15, whose product is annotated as ankyrin repeat and SOCS box containing 15. Gene Ontology annotation, cellular component: cytoplasm. Lineage: Eukaryota; Metazoa; Chordata; Aves; Passeriformes; Pipridae. Gene Ontology annotation, biological process: intracellular signal transduction. The transcript has 6 exons. The record is from RefSeq and is a predicted model, not a curated record. Gene Ontology annotation, molecular function: protein binding.
AUGUUGGAAUACAAAAUAUGCAAUGGAGAAACAGCAUUAAGCUUGGCAGCAAAAGCUGGCUUUGUGGAAAAUGUGUGAAUGUUACUCGAAAACAGUGUUUAUCCCAAUACCACAAAUUACAAAGGAGAAACUCCACUUCUUAUUGCUACAAGAAGGGGCUCUUUUGAAAUGGUAUCCACUCUGAUUAAAUACAACUGUACUAUCUACCAGCUGUGCAUGAAAUGUUGGUCAGCAAUGCAUGAAGAUGCAAAACAGAGAUGCAAAGACAUUGUUGAUCUUCUGAAGAAUGGCGGAAAUGUGAACAUUAAGGGUGAAUAUUGAGUAACACCAUUAGGUGUUGCUGAUGAAUAUGGUCAAUGUGAUGUGCUGGAGCAUCUUAAUUAUAAAUUUAUAACACUUAGCGUCAAAGCAGACCACAGUCAGUGUGGAGAUGUCCAGGCCUUAGCAGAAGAUCGUGCAUCAGUACUGUUUAAAGUAGCUGGAGGAGGUAAUCCAGACUGCAUAGCCCUUCUUUUGGAAUAUGGAGGAAGGGAUAAUGUGCAUAAUGAGGCCAGACUGCUUCCCAUACACAAAGUGUCUAUUGUUGUUCCUUGAUUGAAACAUUUAGCAGGAAAAGUGGUUUGUGUUUUUAUAGAUUGCAUGGAUUAUGUUCCUUCAUGCAUAAGAAUGAAGUUUUUUCUAGAAACACAGGAAGAAUGGACAGAGAUACAUCAGAUUGUAGAUAAUCCUUUCUUUUCGAAACAUCUGUGUUGUCUGAAAAUAUGUAAACUCAUGGGGUUAAAGAGACUCCAGAAACUGUCAUCCAUGAAGAAAUUUCCACUUCCACCAGUUCUCAAGAACUUAAUUCUAUAUAAAAAAUAUGAUCUGCAUGGAAAAGGGAUGUAUUUAGAAUAGUUUUCAACUUUGAAUGACAGACCUUCAACUGUGAAUGACAGAGAAGGUUUAAACCAGGAUUAGGCCACCUUCUAUAACAGGCUACUAAACAAUAAAAAGGGCCCAGAUGUAUUGAUAAAAAGAUAAACACAACAAUACCACGUCUUUUUACCUUACCUAAUGAUAUUCAAAAGACUAGUUCAUGA